AUGGGAAUUUGUGAAAGUAAAUCACGACGAAAGGAAACAAAAUAAUCUGUGAUAAGAAGAUUUUCUAAAUUGAACAUUCAUCAGUUUUAUAGAUUUACACAAAUAUUGGGUAGUGGGUCUUUUGGAACAGUAAAGCUUGCUUUCAGUUUGGAAUAAGAAAGAAAUGGUCUUUAAUCAAAAUGUUAUGCAGUAAAAUCAAUAGAUAAAGUAAAAAAAUGAUAAAUAAUUAUAGCGUCGUAUAGGUUAAAGAUUACAUUUGAUUUAAAGAGAAUUAGAGAUUCUUAUUUAAUUAGAUCAUCCAAACAUUAUAAGAGUGUAUGAAACGUAUGAAGAUAUGAGAUAUUAUCAUUUUGUGAUGGAAUAUUGUAGAGGAGGAGAGUUAUUCGAAAGGAUAGUAAGAAAAGGAGUAUUUUCAGAAAGGAAGUGUUGUAUAUUGAUGAAAUAAUUAUUUUCAGCUGUUCAUUAUAUACAUGAAUAAGGAGUAACUCACAGAGAUUUAAAACCUGAAAAUUUAAUGUUAGCAUCUCCUGAUGAUGAUUUUGAUAUCAGAAUAAUUGAUUUUGGUUUAAGUAAGAAAUAUCCACCUCCUUAAUCUCCAAAUAAAGGUAGAUCUUAAGUUAGAACAUAAACUAAAGUAGGAACUCCUAUUUAUGUUGCUCCAGAAGUUUUAUAAGCGAAAUAUUCCUAAACUUGUGAUGAAUGGUCAUUAGGAUGUAUUAUGUAUGUUUUACUUUCUGGUGAACCUCCUUUCUUUAGUAAUAAUCUUAAAGUUCUAGAAGAAUAGAUUUAAAAUAAAGAUAUUUAGUUUAAUCAAAACUCUUGGCUAAAUAUCUCAAAUGAAGCAAAAAUGCUUGUUACUAGAUUACUUGAAAAAAAUCCAAAAAAACGCAUAACAUGUGCUUAAGCAUUAUCUAGUUCUUGGAUUAUCAAUUAAAUUUCUGCACCUCCAAGUAGAAUGGAAUCCAUAUCAAAUAAUGAAUAAGAAAAUGAAAAAGCUAUUUAAUUACUUAAAACUUAUGGAAAUAUAUCUAAAUUAAAAAAAGAAACUCUUAAUAUUUUGUUAAAUUAACUAAAUGAAAUUUAAAUUUAAUCUCUUAGAUUAUAAUUUGAAGAAUUCGAUAAAGAUAAUAGUGGAACUAUCUCUGUUAAAGAAAUGACUUAAAUUAUGAAAAAAAUUGGAUUAAAUGAUACUGAAAAAGAAAUAUAAGAAUUAAUAAAGAAAUUUAAAUUAUCUAAAAAAAAUGAAAACACAUCUUAUGUUGAUUAAACUAUUCAUUAUUCUGAAUUUAUGAUGGCCUUAUUAAAUUAAUAACAAUAUUUAAAUGAAGAAAGAUUAUGGGGUUUAUUUAAAUAAUUUGAUUUAGAUAACAAAAAUUAUAUCACUAGUAAUGAUGUUAGAAGAGCUUUCGAAAGAAGAGGCAAAUAAUUAUCAACAGUUAAAGUAGAUACUAUGUUUAACGAAAUAAGUUUAAAUAGCUAAGAUAAAAUUGACUUUUAAAGAUUUCAUGAUAUGAUGUUAGCAGAUUCUAUCAAAACUUAAGAUGAAGAAAUUUAAAUAUCAAAUAUAAGUAAAAUUUUUAAUAAUAAUACCUAAAAUUUGCCUUAUUUAAAUUAACCUAAUGGAGACUUCAAUUUUGAUAUUUGA
Paramecium sonneborni is the source of this 1645-nucleotide messenger RNA. Lineage: Eukaryota; Ciliophora; Oligohymenophorea; Peniculida; Parameciidae. The record is from the annotation of a GenBank genome assembly.